Zasmidium cellare ATCC 36951 is the source of this 867-nucleotide messenger RNA. RefSeq lists its product as uncharacterized. The coding region runs from base 1 to 867 and encodes 288 amino acids. Lineage: Eukaryota; Fungi; Ascomycota; Dothideomycetes; Mycosphaerellales; Mycosphaerellaceae. The transcript has 2 exons. The record is from RefSeq and is a predicted model, not a curated record.
AUGAGCGGUGAAACGGUAUCGCAGUGGUACAACGACCACGUCGAGCUCGAAGAUAAACGUUUGAUUUUGGGCAGAUUGGAGUAUGAAGUGACGCUUCACUACAUCCGAGAAGCAAUUGACUGCAUACAGCGUCAAGAGGGACAUACCAACCCAUUGAAAAUCGCAGACAUUGGCUGUGGCACCGGAGUAUACGCCAUCCCUCUCGUCCGCGCCGGCCACCACCUCUCCAUCAGCGACAUCUCCCCUUCCUCAGUACACCUCGCCCACCAAAAAGCCCGCGCCGCUGGCCUGCGUUUCACAACAACCUUCAGCCUCGAUGCCCGCUGCCUCCGCUACCACGCAGAGAUCUACAAGCCCGCCCACUACGACAUCGUCCUCCUCCUCGGCCCCGUCUACCACAUCCUGUCGGGGCCCGACCGCUCCGACGUCCUCUUGGCAGGUUUAGAAACCGUUAAGCCCGGUGGAUUCAUGCUCGCGGCGUUUGUGACGAAGAAUGCGCAUUUGCGGGAUGUCGCCACGAGAGACCCCGAACGUUUGCAUACGGAGUGGGGGUUCUAUGAGGGGUAUUUGCGGGAUGGGAGGUAUGCGAGGGGAGGGAAAGCGCCGAUGUGGCAUGGGACGAUUGGGGAGAUACGGGGGUUGAUUGAGGGAUUGCAGAGGGCGGGUGGGGAGAAGGGGGUUGAGAGUGAGGUCUUGAAGUUGGUGUCUUGUGAGGGGUUCUUGGGGUUUGGGCAUGCGUCGCAUUUGGCGUCGUUGGGUGAGGAGGCCUUUGAGAGGUGGCUUGGGGUUGUGUUGGAGAGUGCUGCGGAUGACACUACGCUUGGGGCUGCGGAUCAUGUUCUUGCUGUUAUUCGGAGAACGAAGUAG